AUGGAUUUUAGUAAAUAUUUGAUAACAAUCCUAUCAUUCUUUAUAAUAUUUAUCGAAGCGAAAUCAACUUUACGGUCUCGUGUAACCAAUGAGGGAUUAAAAUUUUUUAGCAACAUUAGCCACCACGUGGUGAACUACGAAAUUAAAAAUAUCGCUUUUCCAUCUUUAUUAAUACCAAUCGAAAGCGGACCUGGUUCGGGCUACGUUAACAUUACGAACAUGAAAUUGGAACAGUUUGAUUCUCCAAAAUUCCAGUUUAAACUCGUUCCUCCGAAUGGCAUAGCAUGGAAAUCAGUUAAUGGUUCUUUUCGGAUUAUCGGUGACUGGGAAGCAGUUUACGAUAUUCUAAUACCGAUCUAUUUGUCUGGUUAUGUAAUCGCUAAUGGUAAAGAUAUUCGCUCUAUUCUUCAAGCUGAUUUUUACGUAUAUGAGAAACAUCCUCAAAUCCAAAUUGAUCAAUGCUCAAUCGAAAUCGAAGAUCUCGAAAUAAAUAUUGGAGGUGGUGUAAUUCCAUGGAUUGUUGAUUUAUUUAGGCCACAAAUAUCCAUAUUAGUUAAAAAAAUUGUCCAUGAACAGGUAUCCAAUAUUUGGCUCAUAAGAUUAAUGAGAAUAAAUAAAGCCACAGAUAUCCAUUUUAUUCUCUUUAUUCCUCAUAUUAUUAAGAUGUGUCAGUCAAUCGAGACGACAAUACUGGAACAGGUGAACAACUUAUUAGAAUCACUGCCCACAACGAUUCAAAUUAUUGAUGGCCUUCAUAGCACGAGCUUUAGACGAGUUUUUUUUAUUUUUCAUCAAUUUUCAGAAAAUGAUUCUCCUUCUAACUAUAUGGUUCAUUUUUGGUUUUCGGAUUAUAUACCCAAUUGUUUAUUCCAGUCAGUGUAUUUUGGUAAUCUUCUUAUUUUUUACUUUUUUAAUUAUAGAUGCACAUUUUACGAAAUAUGUAUUGGACGUUUUUUCCCAUUAUUACCUGAAAAAUAUCCUAGUGAUUAUUUGGAUAUUCGUAUUGCGUGUUCACAAGCACCAAUGAUUAUUUUUGACGAGAAAGGGUUACUCACGUUUGUUUAUGCGUAUUUCGAUUUUUAUAUUUCGCCUUGGAUGGAACAGAAACAAAGACUUGUUAGACUCGGUUGGAAUUUCAGAAAUCCAUGUUUAAUCCAAGCUUUAUCAACUCUCGAGAUUUUAAUCAAGCCUAUGAUUACUCUGACAAUGAAUUUGGUUUUAAAAACUGGCUUUCGUCUUCCUCUUAUUGAUAAUAUUACCCUUUCUGAUAACGCUGAUAUUGUAACAAAGAAUGGUUAUGUUCGCAUUGAUUCUGAUCUGAUUUAUUUACCAUCGAAGGAUUUAAAGAAAUUUUUGGAGAAAACUUCAAAAAAUUUCUAA
Messenger RNA from Dracunculus medinensis (Guinea worm), 1380 nucleotides. The record is from the annotation of a GenBank genome assembly. NCBI's taxonomy places the organism in Eukaryota, Metazoa, Nematoda, Chromadorea, Rhabditida, Dracunculidae.